AUGGGUGACCAAGCGAUCCAACCAACCCCCGAGUCCCCUGAAAUCAUUGCUUUUGCGACUCGAAUGUACGAUGCAGCAAGACAAGGUGACAUGCCAAUCUUCGAGCAAGCACUGCCAGCAGGCCUGCCGCCAAAUAUGACCAACGAUAAGGGCGACAGUCUGCUCAUGCUCUCGACCUAUCACGGUCACGCUCCACUUUCCCGUCUUCUUCUUUCUCACGGCGCUGAUCCAAACCGAUUGAACGAUCGCGGUCAAUCCCCGCUCGCUGGCGCUGUGUUCAAGAACGAACAAGAGAUUGUGGAUAUACUGCUCGAAGCAGGGGCGGAUGUGGAUUUGGGACGACCGAGUGCGUGGGAGGCUGUGGAGCUGUUCAAAAAGACCGACGUGUACGGUGAGAAGUUCUCGAGGCAGAGGGAGAAGCUUAAGGGUGGAAAAGGUGGGGGAGGGAAGGGCGAAGCAGAGGCGAAGGGAGGAGUGGGGGGAACGAAAGGUGCGGGUCAGAUGAUCUGA
Molecule: messenger RNA, 510 nt
Organism: Letharia columbiana
Lineage: Eukaryota; Fungi; Ascomycota; Lecanoromycetes; Lecanorales; Parmeliaceae
Exons: 2
Coding region: 1-510 (169 amino acids)
Molecular function (GO): protein binding
Source: RefSeq, a predicted model, not a curated record